AAUUAUCUUCUACCUCUAAUAGCAUACAGGCAUGUUCCUAAUUUAAAUUUUCCCAAACAGAAAUUGGUUGUGGGCAGGCCCCAAAAUGGGUGCAAUCAGAAGAGCGACGACGAACAUGAUCCUCAGAGAUAUCUUCCGUCCUUCCCUCAGAUCACUGUCACUGUCCUUGGGAUCUGCCCGCAUGUUCCGAACCUCGCUGCCGAGCUUGAGUGCGCCCCUCCGCCUCAUGUGCCGGAGUAUCGGCUCCUGCCCCGUCCGUUGCGCCGCCCUGGAUUCCGGCGACGGCGGCAAGAAGGCUCCGGCACGGCUGUCUCAGAUUCAGCAACUCAUGCUGGAUGCCGAAGAGAGAGCUGCUUCUGCCGGCAACGAACCGAUUCCCAAAAUCAAAUUAGACCAUGUUACAGUGAACUUUGCGAGAAGUGGUGGGCCUGGUGGUCAAAAUGUCAAUAAAGUGAACACCAAGGUGGACAUGCGGUUCAAUGUUAAAAAUGCCUAUUGGUUAAGUGAGAGGGUCAGGGAGAGGAUUAUCCAAAUGGAAAAGAAUCGGAUCAACAAAUACGGGGAGCUUGUGAUUUCUUCAACAAAGACCAGAACACAAAAGGGUAACAUUGAAGAUGCUUUGGAGAAACUACAGGCGAUUAUUGAUGGUGCUUCAUAUGUCCCACCACCUCCUUCAGAAGAGCAAGUCAAAAAAAUUGCCAAGUUGGCUGCCAUUGGAGAGCAGAAAAGGCUGCAAAGCAAGAAGGUUCUUUCACAAAAGAAAUCUUUCAGAAGAGGCCGAGACAGUUGGGACUGACCACCAGACUGUUAGGUCUUGUAUGCUUACACAUGUAAGUUUCACUAUUUUCCUCGUGCAGAGUAGACACGUGUAAGUUUCACUACCUCAUGUCUCCUUACGUUGUGCUACAUCUGGGAUUCUCUUGAAGUUGUGUACAGAAUUGACAGUUUACAUUGAUAAUGAAUAUUUUUAGUUAAGAGUUCCGGUAGUUCAAGUAAUGUAUGUUAUUCAAUGUUUCACCCCUUGAUUUUGACUGUUGUAUUUUCAACGUUUGCUGGUUUAUGAUGUAUAUGCGUGGGCAUGUGUUUAGGUUAGCAAGGAAAUAAUCAAACAUAUGUUCUGUUGGAAAUCUCAUUGUAAAGUGUUUGGUUGCUUUUGGUAUA
Messenger RNA from Camellia sinensis, 1161 nucleotides. RefSeq lists its product as uncharacterized. Lineage: Eukaryota; Viridiplantae; Streptophyta; Magnoliopsida; Ericales; Theaceae. The record is from RefSeq and is a predicted model, not a curated record. Gene Ontology annotation, molecular function: translation release factor activity. Gene Ontology annotation, biological process: translational termination.